CCAGUUUGACGUCACACAGGGAGCCUGGUUCGGUUUGCUGUCAUCGACGUAGAAGGGAAGGGCAUGACAUGGAUCAAAAUUUUCCGAUGUAUAAUAAUUUAUGCGUCGUAGCUUGUUAAAAUUUGUUUUUUUGUUGCUGUUUCUAUGUACCACAUUAGCGGUUUAUUUCGUUUUGACAUAUUGAACAACCAGUGGCUAGCAUACCGGCUGCCUAUCUUGUAGCUUACUGUAACUGUAACUGUCAAAGGUAACCGUUAACAUUAGCUAGCUAACGCUAAUUCAAACAGAAAGCUUCCGCAUGGCGUUAAUCCUAUUUACGAGGUCUCGGGCACCUUUAGUGAAAACCUCUAGGUCGUUAAAAAAUGAAUUCAAGAAAGGUAAAGGAAAAGCACAAGAUGGUCCCUGUUUCAACUGCACAGCACUCAGACUCUCCAGUCAAAAACUUGAUGGGCUCCGACUUGGCAGUGUGGCCCAGGUCUCGUCAUCCGGUCCUUCCCUUCCUUUGUCAGACGGAUAUGUGGGCCCCUACCACAGCCUGGACUUUCAGCGCCUCUACUGUGGUUUUUUGUUGGGGGCCCCCUCUUCGCUGCACCCCGCGAUCACAGCGGGGGCCCAGUGGACACUAGCACGACCAAGGGACGCCUGCGCCGUUAGGUGGAUACACACCUCCAGCAGGAGAUGGGACGACUCCAAGGUGGAGAAGUCCCUGCGUUCGCUAAAGGACAAGAAGAAGAAGCUCGAGGAGGGAGGGCCGGUGUACAGCCCGACGCUGGACGCACCUGUGAGACGGACAGUCCGGCAGUGGGUCGUAGAUGAAGUCAAGCACUACUACCACGGCUUCAGGCUGCUGUGGAUCGAUACCACCAUCGCUGGGCGGAUGCUGUGGAGGGUGCUGAACGGACACCCCCUGUCCCGCCGCGAGAGGAGACAGUUUCUCAGAACGUGUGCCGACGUCUUCCGACUCCUUCCCUUCCUGGUGUUCAUCAUCGUCCCCUUCAUGGAGUUCCUGCUCCCCGUAGCUCUGAAACUCUUCCCCAACAUGCUGCCGUCCACCUUCGAGACAAAGUCAAAGAAGGAGGAGAGGUUGAAAACGGAGCUGAGAGUCAAACUGGAGAUGGCCAAGUUCUUGCAGGACACCAUCGAGGAGAUCGCCCUGCGGAACAAGGCUGCCCAGGGGAACGUGACCGAGGAGUUCUCCACCUUCUUCCAGAAGAUCCGGAACUCCGGGGAACGUCCCAGUAAUGAGCAGAUCAUCAAAUUCUCCAAACUGUUUGAGGACGAGCUGACUCUGGACAACCUGACCCGGCCUCAGCUAGUGGCUCUCUGCCGCCUCCUGGAGCUCCAGUCGAUAGGGACCAACAACUUCCUCCGCUUCCAGCUCAUCAUGAAGCUCAGGAACAUCCGGGCAGAUGACAAGCUGAUAGCCGAGGAAGGGGUGGAGAGUCUGAACGUGAACGAGGUGCAGGCAGCGUGUCGCGUCAGAGGGAUGAGAUCUCUAGGAGUCACAGAGGAACGACUGAGAGAACAGCUCGCCCAGUGGCUGGAGCUGCAUCUGAACCAGCAGAUCCCCACGUCCCUGCUGCUGCUGUCCCGGGCCAUGUUCCUCCCCGACACGCUUUCCCCCGCCGACCAACUGAAGACCACACUGCAGACGCUGCCCGAGAUGGUGACGAUGGAGGCCCAGUUGAUGGUGGCAGAGAUGGAGCUCUCCAAGGUGGACAACAAGGCCAAGGUGGAGACCACGCUGCAGGAGGAGGCGGCUAUACGCCAGGACAACAAGGAUCGGGAGAAUGAGAGGCGGGCCGACGCUGCGGAGAAGGCUGCAAGGGAGGGGGAGUUGGAGUUUGAAGCCGAGCCUGUUAAAGCUGACGUGGCUGCACAUUCAGAGACGCUGAGGGACCCAGCACCGGUCAUAGAAGGAAUCAAGUUUGAACAGUGGCAGACAUUCCUGCGCUACCAGGGUGAGGAGAUCACCAAAGAAGAGAUUGACCUGUUGAGUGACGCGUGCUCAAAGCUGAAGGGCCAGAAGAGGCUGUUGACUCUGGAGAAAGAAGAGCUGGAAGAACUGAAGGACGAUGUCCAGGAAUAUAACGAGGAUCUGGAAGAGAUAAAGAAAGAGCUUUCUAAAACGGGCCAAGAAAAGGCUCUUGAGGAAUCAAAGGCGAGCCAGCGUCUGUCCAAGAGAGUCAACCGCAUGAUCGGUCGCAUUGACAAGAUCAUCGGGGAGCUGGAGAAGGACAAAGUCAUCCUGGACGGACAGAUGGACAGUGGGACCAGCCCGCCUGUCGGAUUAUUCUUUAUUAAAAAAAGUGAUCCCAUAAGUCUGUUCUACACCUUCAGGGAGAACUUGAUCAGCAUCGACGAGCUGAUCGGCGUCAUGCGGCAGAUCCAGAACAUUCCCGAGCACAAGCUGCAGAGCAUCGCCGAGGCCCUCGACGACAACAAGGACGGCAAGAUUGACAUCGACGACGUCAUCAAAGUGGUGGAACUGAUCGACAAGGAGGACAUAGACAUCUCCACCACCCAGGUGGCCGACAUCAUGCUGAUGCUGCAGAAGGAGGAGAAGCUGCUGGAGAAGGAAAAGGCCAAAGAUAAAGCGGAGAAGGAACAGGCAGCCACACUCAACAACUAACUCAUUUCCCAUAAAGACACAUAGCCGUGUAAAACCCGGUCACAGAAGACUCUGGCCCCCAAAUGGUUCUGGAGAGAGAUAUUUAAUGUCAUUUCAACAUAAAUUUGAGCUCCUAAAAAUGAAUUGUUAUACAAUUAAAAAGAAGGCAUAUUGCCUUUAAAAAUGCACAAAAUCAAGUAAAAAGAAACAGUGUAAUGUAAAUGUUAAAUCUUUCUGGACUGAUAUGUUGAUACUUGGUUUUGUGAAAUUUUCCUCAAUAAUUUAUUGACAGAGGGAACAAAUGACAUGAAACCGUGAUUGUUCUCGUGACUGAAGAGAAGGCAAAUUGAACAAAAAACUAUGUUUGGAAAAUACAUAUUAGGAGAAUUCUUGUUUUAAGUUUGAGGUGAACCGUCUUGCCUUUCAUUUCAUUUAUGUCAUCAUAUCAGAGAAAUGAGAGAUCAUUUCUGGAAUUUUGCACAGUAAAAAAAAUCAUCGUCAUUACCAUCAUUUUACUCACUUACUUUCUUCUUUUGAUUGUUUAUUCAUCAUACUCUUAUAUUGUAAAGUAACCUGUUAUUUUCUUUUUCUGAAUUGUACUUGGACAGGGUAGCUUAUUGCGGUAGGAGGAUAGAAUGGUGGCUGCAAACCAUAUAUAUAUAUAUACACGCAGCCUAGAAAUUCAUUCAAAAACAUAGAAUAAUGUGUGAGUUUGAAGAGCAGAAUU
Etheostoma cragini (Arkansas darter) is the source of this 3338-nucleotide messenger RNA. It is a transcript of the gene letm1, whose product is annotated as leucine zipper-EF-hand containing transmembrane protein 1. Gene Ontology annotation, biological process: intracellular monoatomic cation homeostasis. The record is from RefSeq and is a predicted model, not a curated record. The coding region runs from base 299 to 2632 and encodes 777 amino acids. Gene Ontology annotation, cellular component: mitochondrial inner membrane. The transcript has 17 exons. Lineage: Eukaryota; Metazoa; Chordata; Actinopteri; Perciformes; Percidae. Gene Ontology annotation, molecular function: calcium ion binding; ribosome binding.